ACUGGCUAAAAAGCUAAGCCCAGCCCGAGAGAGAAGCUAGCGAGCCACCCCAGAAGAAGAAACAAACAAAGAAAGAAGAUGGAUGAGGCCGCAGCUGCGGUGGCCGCCGUCCUGCUCGUCCUCGCGCUGUCGGCGGCGCUCUUCACCAGAAGGAGCGCCAAUAACCGGCUGCCCCCGAGCCCGAUGGCCCUCCCGCUCAUCGGCCACCUGCACCUCAUCCGCCCGCCGCCGCAUCGGGCCUUCGACCGCAUCCUCGCGCGCUACGGGCCCCUCGUCUACCUGCGCCUCGGCCCCUCCACGCACUGCGUCGUCGCCGGCACCGCCGACGCCGCGCGCGACCUCCUCAAGUUCGAGGCCAGCAUCCCGGAGCGCCCGCUCACGGCCGUCACGCGUCACCUCGCCUACGACGACGCCGGCUUCGCCUUCGCGCCCUACGGCCCGCACUGGCGCUUCAUGAAGCGCCUCUGCAUGUCCGAGCUGCUCGGCCCGCGCACCGUUGAGCAGCUGCGCCCCGUGCGGGAGGCCGAGCUGGCCGCCGUGCUGGCGGCGGCGCGCGACGCGGCCGGCCGGGGGGAGGCCAUCGACGUCAGCCGCCACCUCAUCAGCAUGUCUAACAACGCCAUCAUGCGCAUGGUGGCCAGCGCGCUGCCGGGCCACAUGACGGAAGCGGCGCGGGACUGUGCCAAGCACGUCGCCGAGGUCGUGGGGGCCUUCAACCUCGAGGACUACGUCGGCCUCUGCCGGGGAUGGGACCUGCAGGGGCUCACGCGGAGGACACGCGAGGUGCGCGACAAGUUCGACGCGCUGCUCGAGAUCAUGAUCACGGCCAAGGAGGAGGCGCGUCGCCGGUCGCGGGCACCGAGCACCACCACCGGCACCAAGGACUUGCUGGACAUCCUCAUGGACGCCGCGGCGGACCAGAACGCCGAGGUCAAGCUCACCAGGGAGAACAUCAAGGCCUUUGUCCUCGACAUCUUCACCGCCGGCUCCGACACCACCGCCACCAGCGUCGAGUGGAUGCUGGCGCACCUUAUCAACCACCCGGCCUGCAUGGACAGGCUGCGCGCCGAGCUUGACGACGUCGUGGGCGGCUCGCGGCUGGUGGGCGAGCAGGACGUCGCGCACCUGCCCUACCUGCAGGCCGUCUUCAAGGAGACCCUGCGGCUGCAGCCGCCGGCCGUGUUCGCGCAGCGGGAGACCAUCGAGCCGGUGCACGUCCGCGGCUACACCAUCCCGCCCAAGACCUCCGUCUUCUUCAACAUCUUCUCCAUCGGGCGCGACCCGGGCUCGUGGGAGGAGCCCCUCCAGUUCCGACCGGAGCGCUUCAUGCCUGGCGGUGCCGGCGCCGGCGUCGACCCCAAGGGGCAGCACAUGCAGCUCAUGCCCUUCGGGAGCGGCCGCCGCGCCUGCCCCGGCAUGGGCCUCGCCAUGCAGGCCGUGCCAGCGUUCCUCGCCGCGCUGGUGCAGUGCUUCGACUGGGCGGUGCCCAUCCCGCAGGGCCAAUCAAAGCCGCCGCCGCUGGACAUGGAGGAGGCCGAAGGGCUCGUCGCCGCCCGGAAACAGCCGCUCGUGCUCAUCCCCACCGCGCGCUUCCAUCCGCUGCCCGGCCGAGUCUGAUGUCUGAUGACGGAUCGGAGGUCCUUUUUCUAUCUAUCCUCGGACGACUGGUUCUACGACACUUGGGCGGACUGCGAUAUGAAUUACUAUCAGUAGUUAGUAGUUUGAGUUUUAUGAACUUUACAUUUGAUUUUUCUUUCGUUUUUGCAAACCGCAAUAAUUAAGAUGAUUUUUGUGUCA
Molecule: messenger RNA, 1797 nt
Organism: Panicum hallii
Lineage: Eukaryota; Viridiplantae; Streptophyta; Magnoliopsida; Poales; Poaceae
Product: cytochrome P450 93G2-like
Exons: 1
Coding region: 79-1617 (512 amino acids)
Cellular component (GO): membrane
Molecular function (GO): oxidoreductase activity, acting on paired donors, with incorporation or reduction of molecular oxygen, NAD(P)H as one donor, and incorporation of one atom of oxygen; heme binding; iron ion binding
Source: RefSeq, a predicted model, not a curated record